AUGUCUUCCAAGUACGAUUAUCUGUUUAAAUUCAUAAUAAUUGGUGACACAGGUGUUGGAAAAUCAUGUUUGCUUAUGCAAUUUAUUGGUAGAGGUUUUCGGCGAGAUCAUGAUUUUACCAUUGGUUCUGAAUUUGGGGCCAAAAAUAUAAAAGUAAAUAAUAAAACUAUCAAGUUAUAUAUGUGGGACACGGCUGGUCAAGAGACAUUCAGGUCCCUUACAAGGUUUUACUAUAGGGGUGCAGUUGGAGUGCUGCUUGUUUAUGACAUCACAAGGAGGGAAACUUUUGACCACCUUCCUACUUGGUUGGAAGAUGUUAGAAAAUAUGUAGAUACAAACACAAGCAUAAUGUUGAUAGGUAGCAAAUGUGAGCUUGAUCACAUGAGAGUUGUGAGUAUUGAAGAAGGUAAACACUUUGCUAUGAUGAAUGGCUUGCAAUUCAUGGAGGUUUCUGCCAAAACAACUCAAAAUGUGAAUCAGGCAUUUAUCAGAACUGCAGAAACAAUCUAUAGGAAUAUUGAAGAUGGAGUUUUUGUUCUACCUAAUGAGAAGGGAGAGGUGGUGGUGGUGGAGCUUGUUGCGGAUUGA
This is a messenger RNA of Salvia hispanica, 588 nucleotides long. RefSeq names its product ras-related protein Rab-2-A-like. The record is from RefSeq and is a predicted model, not a curated record. Gene Ontology annotation, molecular function: GTPase activity; GTP binding. Lineage: Eukaryota; Viridiplantae; Streptophyta; Magnoliopsida; Lamiales; Lamiaceae.